AUCUCCUCACAUACGGCAGUUUACGAUCAGACUGCUCAGGUCCGGUGGUGGUCCGUGCGCCGUCUCCUCCAAAAUGUUUCCUCUCGGUCAUCUCCUUUACGCGCGGACAUGGUUUGGUGGCGCUUCACCGGAUGACUUUUAAGGCGCUGUCAGCAUUUUUGGAAAACUUUGCCUGCGACUCGCCUGCUCGGCGGACGACAGAGGAGAUUAGCUAACGAAGCUAACAAACUCAUUGAAGAGGAGGAGAAGAAUACGGUGUUCCGUACAUUCUGGAGUCUGCCUUUUCGCUCCCGGACAGCGCGCGGAUAUGGUCCCAGGUUCCGCUGGACACUAGCGCACCAUGGAUAAGAAACAUUAUUUAUUAAGAGGAUUGAGCUGCGGGCACUUAGUGGAGCGCUGUAAUUGAUCCGAUAAACACACCGCGAGGAUGUGGGGCUAGUUUUUCCUGCGAGGCGUGUUAAAACUGCAAGUCAUCGUUUUCAUCAACAAUGUCCGAGCUGGAAAGUUCCGCUUCAUAUUUUGGUCUGGAGGAUCCCCAGUGGCUAUGCAUGGUCACGCUUUUCGUCGCCUCGUUGGUGACUCUGGUGCUGUAUUUCGUACAGUAUUUCCAGCAGAGGACUGCGGUGGGGGCGCGGGGAGCCGCGGAGGAGGAAGCCGCGGCUCUGCUGCGCUGGGCGCUGUCACUGAAGAGCUGGAAGAGCCAGUGGAGAAGAGCCUGGUGUCGAGCUUUGAACGAUGAGGCCAGGAGGACAGGGAAUGUAAUUCUGUCGUUUGAAGAAGAUGGACUUGAAGCAUCAGAGCUCACCCUCAGUCAAGUUUCCAGCUUUCAGAAGUCUGCCAAACACAAGGCUGUUUGCUGCAACGUGGUUGCAGAGAAGCUUGUGUUCAUGGUCGGCGCUGAGUCAACAGCAGCAGCGUCAGCGGAUCCAUGUAAAUAUACAGUCACCAUGUGUCCGCUGGAACUGCAGCUUGACCUUCAACUCCAAGAAGCUGACGAUGAGGUCCACGUCAGCUGGGAUGUGUCCCACCUGACGACAGAAGAGCUGCUGGUCACCUCUAUGUCUGCACAGAACAAAUCCCUCACUCCAACUACAGACUCAGUCAAGGAGCAGUUAAAACAGAUUUUACAUGCUACUCGUCCAUCUGUGCUUCUGAGCUGCCGGCCUGCUCAGGCCACAGAGGUCAAGGAAGCAUUCAAUAAAUCAGUUCCUCCCAAACCGCCCCGAGCUCAUGACUGGAAACUGCUGGUGAAAAAUAUUCGGGUGACAGUCGAUCAGGAGGAAGGUGCUGCAGGCAGCAUGAAUCCUCUGUGUGUGCUGCAGUUGGAUGACCCUCCACAGAAGUUCAAUACUUCAGCUUUAAAGCACACAACUUGUCCUGCCUGGGAUCAGCCGUUUAUCUUUGAACUGAACGGUCGCUCAAAAGAACUCCUCAUUCAAGUGCUGAAUGAGGGAGCACCAGAGGGGCAAUGUGUAGUAGGCCAGGUGUCUGUGCCUUUUGAUCUUGUGAAGAAGGAGCCCAAAGGACUGCAAACAUUGACACUCAAGACCAAAGAUGUAGUGGCUGGAUCACUAACUACUGAGUUUACCUACCUGGAGCCCAGUGAGGUGCGCUCCUGGCAGCCCCCCACCCCGGCGUCCACUAAGAGAGUGGAGAUGGAUCGGACUGUGAUGCCUUGUGGCACAGUGGUCACAACAAUCACUGCGGUGAAGAGCAAGCCGGGUCGACCGCUUCCUCCUGGGCUGAGCAUAGAUUCUUCUCAGAAGGCCAUGGUCAGCAAAUCCAAACUGUCCGAGCGCCGUGUGUCCGAACAGACGUCGGUGUUGACGUCAACAGUCAACAAAGCUUUGUCCUCCUCUGACACUGAGCUGCUCAUGUUGAACGGCACCGACCCUGUUGCCGAGGCAGCCAUUCGACAACUGCACCAGUCUGCGAAACAGAAGAUGAAAUCACCGGUGAAGAAGAGCACCAUCAUCAUCUCUGGCAUUGCCAAAACGCCAUUGUCUCAGGACGAUGAGCUGGCACUGAUGGCGGGUUAUGCCGCGGCGAUGGACGCCUCCAUGUCAGAAGACAGCUCAACUCAGGAUGUUACCACUGCCAUCAUGUCGGGGACCAGCAGCCCCCCGGAGGAGCCCCACGAUGGUCUGAGCGGAACAGGCCGACCCCCAGAGGACUGGGAGAGCCAGACGGGAGAGGAUCUGAACCACACCUCGCUCUCCAUGUGUGUCUCUGAGGCCAGCUGCAAAAAGAGAGGGAGCUUCCUACAAAGGGGUGCCAGACUGUUUUUCCGGAGGAGGCACCAACGCAAGGAACCGGGGAUGAGCCAGUCGCACAAUGACCUGGUGUACCUGGAGUCUCCUUCCUCCGUGGAGCGCGCCAGUCGGACAGCUACGCUUAGUCGCAUGCUCAGCCGGAAGAGCAAGAACAAGGUCAAAGUCAACGGCUCUACCUCCAUGGGGGAGCCACGCACGUGAACCCCUACUAGCACCUCAAACACGGACUGGCAAACCUGCGGUGUGGAGAUGAUUCACUGAAGGUGUUUUCCAUUGAGGGCAGGAAUUCAGCCAACGCAGCUGUGCGGGAAUCAUGGCAUUUUACUGGAUAUUCCUUGGCUUGUUUCUCUGAUUUUUAUGCAACAUUUUGGAAUUUUAAAGUGGCCUUGUCACCGCCUGGUAAUGGCCAUUACUCCUUGCCGCAUGAGCGCAUCCCUGUGUUUCCCUAAGGUGGACCAAAGAUGAAGAUGAGAGUGGUGUCUAUGAUUUGCACAUUUUCACUAGCGUUGCUUUACAGUGCAAUGACAAAAGCUGCUCUGAAGACAGACAGAGACUUGUCUGUCGCUCUGAUUCAUCACAGAGGGGAGGAUGUUUUCAGUGUGAACUCUUAUUCUGAACUCUUAUUUUGGGAUUCACACCCAGUGCUCUUUUAAGUUUAGCUUAGUUUAUAGCUUAUUUCAAGCCAAUAAAUCAAGAUCAACUGCAACAGCUGUGUGAAAUGUACAUAUGAUGAUGUUGAGUUCUUCAUCCCCAUGUUAUUUAUAAUCGGAAAAGUAUCUUUACAAGUUGGUCUUUAUGACUAUUUAGGUUGGCUUAAUGUUGUUGAAGUGUUCAUGUAACUUUUAUUCCUGCUGAGUUUUUAAUAUGCAAAUGUCUCCUGUCUUCCUAAAAUAUUCCAGAAAUGCGACCAGCAGAGGUUUCUGUGUGAAAAGGGAACUUGACAAACUGUAAGCAGCGACUUUGAUGGAACUCAAUUGUGCUUGUCGCGUCAGGCACUAACAAAACUACUCUCCCACCGUGCGUUUAUCCCCAUAAAAUGUUUUAUCGCCUCAUAUUGUUUUUGAACCUCAAUAGUGUGGACGCUAUUUUUCAAGAAAUCAGCUGAUGAUUGUAUGUUUUGUAAGCAGCUUGUUGAAGACCUCGGUGCACACGAUUCACAACCAUAUCUUCGGUUGAUGGAGGCUGCCGUCGCUUGGGAGAUUAUGCAACGUAAUAAGACAGAACUGAAGAUUGCCUUACCGUUACUCUGGUCCAACGUUUGACUCCACUCACUAGAAGAAACAAACCAAUGCUUUGUGUUCUAACAUCAGCAAUCUCUACUAUCUAAAUGCCUAUGCACAUAACACACUCGAAUCUGUGUGUCACAAUAAUGGACUAACCAGGAAGCGUGUAUUCAUAUUUAAAUACAUCCGUUUCAACUCAAUCUCUCGGGUACACAUGGGAUCAAGAUGUGUCUGUCAUCCUCUUAAAGGCAUUUGCUUCUGUGUCUUGCAAGCAACAGCUGUUCUGAAUAAACUGCAGGGUUUAAUGUGAUUUUUUUUUUUUUUUUUUUUUUUUUUUUUUUGAAAGAAA
Messenger RNA from Synchiropus splendidus (mandarinfish), 3845 nucleotides. RefSeq names its product C2 domain-containing protein 2. NCBI's taxonomy places the organism in Eukaryota, Metazoa, Chordata, Actinopteri, Syngnathiformes, Callionymidae. The record is from RefSeq and is a predicted model, not a curated record. Bases 489 to 2474 code for a protein of 661 amino acids. The transcript is spliced from 13 exons.